Gasterosteus aculeatus aculeatus (three-spined stickleback) is the source of this 1082-nucleotide messenger RNA. NCBI's taxonomy places the organism in Eukaryota, Metazoa, Chordata, Actinopteri, Perciformes, Gasterosteidae. The record is from RefSeq and is a predicted model, not a curated record.
UCCUGCAGAAAAAAUGGAUGUGGACCCAAAGGUUUACAAGCUGAAAAUAGAGGUUUUGUAUAAGGACACCGAGCGUGAUGCAACCAUGUCAAUCUUGGAUAUUGGCUUGCUAACCGGCUUCACUGCUGACAUAAAUGACUUGAACCGACUGUCCAAAGGACCUGCUCGCACCAUUGCAAACUAUGAGAUGAACACAGUUCUGUCAGAUAGAGGCUCACUCAUCAUCUACCUGAACAAGGUUUCUCACACGCUGCCUGAGGAGAUCACUUUUAGGGUCCAUCAGACGAUGAAAGCAGCUGCCCUUCAACCAGCUGCUGUGUCUGUUUACGAUUACUAUGACGAAAAACGUUGUGUGAAAUUCUACCAUCCAGAAAGGGAAGCUGGCAUGUUAACACGGCUCUGUAAAAAGGACCAAGAUGAGUGCACAUGUGCUGAAGAGAAUUGCAGUAUGCAGAAGAAGGACCAAGUCAGCAAUGAUCAGCGCACAGAAAAGAUAUGUGAGACUGAAGUGAACAACAAAAUAGAUUUUGCGUACAAAGUGAAAGUGGAACUGUCUGAAGUAGAUUCGUCCAUUGAUGUGAACACUGUGCGAGUUCUGAAAACCAUCAAAGAAGGAAGCAAGGACGUGGGUCCUGUGAAUAAACUGCGCACAUUCAUCAGUCUUCCGCAUUGCAGGGAGUCGUUGGAUUUGAGAUUAGGCAAAACUUACCUUAUCAUGGGCUCAUCCCAAGAUAUUACCGCAGAUGAAAAUGACCAAUCGUUUCAGUAUUUUCUUGGAGGGAGAACCUGGAUUGAGUAUUGGCCCACAGACGCAGAGUGUCAAAAGGAUGAAUACAGACCUACCUGUACGGGCAUUGAAAAUAUGGUCGACCAGUACGAAACGUUUGGGUGUCAGCAGUAGUGAAACUAAACAAAAUAAUGUUUUUCAAAUAAUUUGUAUUGGGAUUUUACUCUUUUAUGUAAAUCUUUCCAGAUUAUGAGAUCUAUUAGGGCCAACUAUGCACUGUAUUAAUCAAAAUCAAAUGGACUCAAUAAUUUUUACUGUUUUCUUCACAGAAUAAAGUAAUGGUUACUUACUGUAA